AUCCACCACGUCGAAUCGAUCAUUCAUUACAGCAGUACUUAUUGUACGCUCUCAACAACGUAUUACGAAUACAACGAUGUGCGCUCCUGGGGAUCCUGCAACAAAGUACGAAUGCCGGUUGUGUGGGAGCAACUACUCACGCUUAGAGUACCUCAAGCGACACGAGAGGAAACACCAGGACAUCCGCCCCUUCAAAUGUCCCAAAUGUGCAAAGGAGUUUGCGCGGUCUGACGUACUCCUUCGUCAUCGACGUAGGCAGCAUCCGGACGACCCCACUCUGCCCCCCGUGCAGACACACAACACUAGCGGCACGGGGACCCCCCCUGUUCCAUCCCCUACUUCUCCCACCGCUCCACGCAGGAGAAGGCGUGCGACGACGAAUGGCUCUUCUUCCUCCAACUCGCGGGUGUCACCGCCUCUCCCCCCGCUAGGAGUGAACACCCAGGUUCAACCAGUGACCUCCCAGUCGAGCGGAGUCACGGCUAGUUCAGGUCCGACUCUAAGUCCCGACCUCCCAAGUCCACUCGAAGGCAUCCUGCACUCAAACUCCUUUCCUCUCGUCCCCCCCUUUCAGCUCUCUUCGCCCGCAGCUGCAAUAGCAUCAGGCAGCAUUUCCCCCGAAGUACUGCAGCAUAUAUGGCCCGAAGCGUUCAGCGCUAAUGGCCUACGAUACGGUACUGGCGCCAGUGGAGAGUAUGAGCAAGAUGAGUAUGGUUUCCGCACGACGACGAAUGCGAAUCGCUAUGUCAGUUCAGCGCAGAGUUGGGCAGAUGCAGCGGGCUUUGGUCAGGGUGCGGGGAACGCCAUCGCUGCGGCGGCAGCGAUGGGAUCUGCACAAAGUACGAGUUCGCACUCGCCAGGAUCGACCAAUCUAUUUCCUUCUCCAUCUUUGCUCUCCGAUCCAGCGCUCGCCACCAGCCCUCCGACAAGCGUAAGCAUCUCCCCUCCGCCAGGUACGUCGCCCAAUGAUGGUGCGGGUGUGCCGCUGGAAGCUGUCCUUUCGGGAGGAUACGAAGAUGUAUGCAUGUCGGAUGUCGAGCUCUCUGCUGGUGAGGCGAGCGACCACGAUCCCCUUGCCGGAACCGGGGAGCUCCCAUUACAGCAUCAGCAGGAACAAAUCGCUCAAGCUCAAGCUGCCGUCAAUGCGCAAGCCGCAGCCGCCCACUCCGCCCCUUCACCAGAUACGCAGCAAGCAGCCGUUGCUGCAUAUCUCCAGGGCACCUCUUCCAGAGACCGCGACGCCUUCCUAGCAGAGCAGACAAUGCUCAAGAUCGACGGGUCGCGCAUGGAGCUCAUUCGCGGCGUAUGCAACCGGGACCCGACAGACAGGUUCUAUGUUCCACCAGGAUUCUUUGCCUACUGCUACCAAGUGCCUCGGUGGAAAUUGCCUCGACUGAGCAUCCUCUGCUCCCUUGCUAGCAGGAGCUUGAACGGGAUGCUUGUCCACCUUCCUUUCGUGCACGAGCCUACGUUCCGCCUUGCCUCCCUUCCUGGUCCUCUCGCGUUCGCUAUAUGCUCCGUCGGCGGUGUGGGAGGUGUGAUGUCCGUCCGACCACACAAGCCAGACUUCAACGAAGUCGCUUCCUGGGGCCAGGAGAUCAUGCCCCAGGUGAGGAUUGAGAAAGCGGAUAUGUUGGUGCGGAACUUCCACAAGCAGAAGAGGGGGAUGACUAGGCUCGAGAUGCUCGCCGUCGUGCAGGCGUUGAUGCUGUACAACGCGCCUAGCUUGAUGAGCGGGGAUGAUUGUGAUCGGUUGGUAGGCCACUUGUUCCUCGGCACGAUUGUCACCAUCGCCCGCCAAGCAGGGCUCUUCGUCGCCACCGCCGAGCAUGCAUCAAAUGCUGCCUACUCGUGUGAACACAUCACAUGGCUUCUCGAGCCGGGGAACGAUGCCGCCCUCGAGCGGAAAUGGAAAGACUGGAUCCUCUCUGAGACUUAUCGGCGCGCAGCAUUCCUGGUGUAUAUCCUCGAUACGCUGUCUUCACUCGAGAGCUCGAUCCCGGCUAUCGUACACCCUAAUCAUGUGGCGCAUAUCCCGCUGCCUGCGCCUGACCUCCUCUGGCAGGCGCAGAGCGCGCGUGAGUGGGGCGUAGGGAUGACAGUGCACCAUUCAGCCCAGGGCGUCUCCCUAGAUCAAGCGAUGAAAGACGUUCUCCGGCCGGUAGCGUCCCACUCCCCUCUGGGCGACGAAAGUGCAGGCACGAGCGCAGCGGACGACGCCAAGUUCACGGAGAUGGGACCAUUCGCGAGGAUAAUCGUCAUACUUACGCUUGUAAGGGGGUUGAUGACUCUCGGGGAAGGAGAGAAGGCGGGUGGGCCGGUGACGAAGCGCUGGGCUUUGGAGGGUAUGACCAGUGGGAAAUGGUGGAAUGAGCCUGAGGUGCUGGAGGCGUACCAGUCGGCGUUGCAGAGAUGGAAAAAACGCUGGUCAGCAGAUAGGCUCUGCCCACAUCCUUUCACGACGGCGACCGCGAGGUAUUCGGACCUUCCGGAAGGGUUGGACUUGGACGAGCCUCUCCCAUCGCCGCUCGACCCCAGGCCUGCUCCGCCUCAUCGUUCAUCCUCCAACAGCACUGCUACACCGACUACUCCCGGCGGGGGGGCAACAGGCACAACGUUGAGCAACCUGAGCUCUAACCAGAGCCCGCAAUACGCGCUUGUCAACCACGCUUCGCCCUACUACUGGUUCGCCCAAAUGCUUAUAAGCAUCAUCCGCGCGCAUAUUGCUGCACAGGACCCUGCAAGUGUAGGCGCGAACGUGGACGACGAGCAAGAUGAUCAGGCUACUGCGGGGAUGAGGAACGAUGACCAGGCUGUGCCAAAUCGGUUUGUGGGCACAGACCUUAGAAGGAUGCUUUUCGUCGCGAGGGAAUAUGGGAUGCAACAUGCGCCUUGAGCCCGGCCUGAGAGGCCUUGACAACCCAGCGAGAAAGUGUACGAGUGUAAUUUGGCGCUGGUGAGCUUUGGGCUCUGCGUCACCGGAGGCGACUACGCGUUGCCUGCCUCUUUGAUAUCAGAGGGGAAGUGCUGCCCUGUGUGCGCACGAGCUGCUCUUAGGAGCUGGCGCCCCGUUCCCCUCCUCCUCCCUUGUUCUCGAUCGAUCGAUUUUCAUCUCUUUUCCUCGGUGGUUGACGUGUUUGACCCGAAGAAGAAAGUAAAGCGAAGUGAAGGACGCGUUGUUACGGCAUUGGGCGGAGAUGUCCCUCAUUGGGACGGGGUAGCAGACUUACAAAUUGGCCUUUGGCAUCCGGCAUUUGGCCGAUGAGAGAUAUGU
Dacryopinax primogenitus is the source of this 3274-nucleotide messenger RNA. RefSeq lists its product as uncharacterized. Gene Ontology annotation, biological process: regulation of transcription by RNA polymerase II; DNA-templated transcription. Gene Ontology annotation, molecular function: zinc ion binding; RNA polymerase II cis-regulatory region sequence-specific DNA binding; DNA-binding transcription factor activity, RNA polymerase II-specific. The transcript is spliced from 4 exons. The record is from RefSeq and is a predicted model, not a curated record. NCBI's taxonomy places the organism in Eukaryota, Fungi, Basidiomycota, Dacrymycetes, Dacrymycetales, Dacrymycetaceae. Gene Ontology annotation, cellular component: chromatin. Bases 77 to 2896 code for a protein of 939 amino acids.